This is a messenger RNA of Ananas comosus (pineapple), 1483 nucleotides long. RefSeq names its product leucoanthocyanidin dioxygenase-like. The record is from RefSeq and is a predicted model, not a curated record. The coding region runs from base 158 to 1297 and encodes 379 amino acids. Lineage: Eukaryota; Viridiplantae; Streptophyta; Magnoliopsida; Poales; Bromeliaceae. The transcript is spliced from 3 exons.
CUCUCUCUAUAUAUAUAUAUAUCCCUAGUCCCCACUUACACUCCUCGUAGCUACCAUACAUCUCCACAAUAAAACCUUAGAGCGAAAAAGUAAUCAAGUGUGCUUGUGUGUGAAAGACAUAUUGUGGGAAAGAAGGAGAGUGUGUAUUAUUGUGUAUAUGGCGGCGAUCACGGAGGCGGCGGGGAUGCGAGUGGAGAGUUUGGCUCAGAUCGGUCUCGCAUCGAUCCCGACGGAGUACGUCCGUCCGGAGUGGGAGCGGACGGACAUCGGGGACGCCCUUGAGGCGGAGCGCAAGUCGCGGGCCGACGCCGACGGCCCACAGAUCCCCGUGGUGGACUUGGCAGGGCUGGACUCAAGAGACGCGGUGGCAACGGCGGAGGCGGUGAGGCGGGCUGCGGAGGACUGGGGGGUUAUGCACAUCGUGAACCAUGGGGUGGCUGCGGAGGUGGUGGAGGCCGUGCGGAGGGUCGGGAAGGGGUUUUUUGAUUUGCCGGUGGAGCGGAAGGAGCGGUACGCGAACGACUGGUCGGCGGGAAGGAUAGCCGGGUACGGGAGCAAGCUGGCGGAGAACGCGAGCGGGCAGCGUGAGUGGGAGGACUACUUCUUCCACCUCGUCUACCCGCCGGAGAAGGCCGACCAGUCCGUCUGGCCUGCCGAGCCCGCCGACUACGUGGAAGUGACUAAAGAAUUCGCUAAGCAGCUGCGGGCCGUGGUGAGCAAGAUGCUAGCCGUCCUCUCGCAGGGCCUGGGCCUAAAGGAAGAUCGUCUGGAGGCCGAGCUGGGCGGCGAGGCGGACCUCCUCCUCCAGAUGAAGAUCAACUACUACCCGGUAUGCCCCCAGCCCAAUCUCGCCCUCGGCGUCGAGGCCCACACCGACGUCUCCUCCCUCACCUUCAUCCUCCACAAUAUGGUCCCCGGCCUCCAGGUGUACCACGACGGCCGGUGGGUGACGGCGCAGUGCCACCCGGGCUCGAUGAUCGUGCACGUCGGCGACGCCCUCGAGAUCCUGAGCAACGGCGCAUACAAGAGCGUGCUCCACCGCGGCCUCGUCAACCGUGAGAAGGUCCGCAUCUCCUGGGCGGUCUUCUGCGAGCCCCCGCGCGACACGGUCGUCCUCCGCCCCCUCCCCGAUCUCGUCUCCGACGGCAAUCCAGCGAAGUUCCCGGCCCGCACUUUCGCGCAGCACAUUGAGCACAAGCUCUUCAAGAAGUCGCAGGAUCAGAAGAAGAAAAAUGACAACACUACUAUCACCCCUGCCUCCGCCGCCGCCGCCGCCGCCGUUGUCGCCAUUAACUAAUUAUUUACUUGAUCAAUAAAAAGUACUAUGCUAUCAUGUUGUCCACUUGGUUUGUGCAAUAUUAGUAUUGCGAUGUUUGAGUUUCUUAUAGUGUGGAUCGAGCUUUAAUUAUUUGGACCUUUAGACGAAAAAACAAGAUGGUGAGCUAAUAAUAUACAUAUAAUUAUAUGUUUAUGUUAUUAUGUA